AUGGUAAUCAAAGAUUUUUUACACCAUAUGCAACAAGCCAAUCGUUUACAUGAACUUUGUAAUCAAGAGGGUGAUUAUUUAGAAAAGGAUAUUUUCGCCGCUGUCAAUUCAGUUUCAGGUUCAUUAAAAGAUUUAUUCCAUGACUCUAAAGGUUCCUCAAGAUUAAUUGUAGUCCGGAAUUACAAAAAAAAUUGGUGCCUCACUCAAAAUCUAUUUGAAAGUGUACGUAUUCAAGGUGGUCAAUGUCAAGAUGAUGACGAUCGUAAGAGAUUGGCAAAUAAUUUAGCUUCAUUUAGAGGUGGUGUCAUUGCAUUGGAUGCAUUAGCUCAACAAGACGAUGCUGGUCAGGAAAAAGAAAAGAAAUAUUUAGAGAGUGGUUUCGACCUCGGUGAUAAUGCCGAAAGAGAAUUAUUAGCUGCUGCUAAAACCAUUGAAGAUACUGCCAAUUCUUUAUUGGCUGCAAAGUCAAAGAUAGAACCAAAGAAAGAAGGAGAUGCUCCUGAUGUCGCUGAAGCUAUUCUGGAAGCCGCUAUGGUAAUUACUAGUGCUUCAUCAACUUUGGUCGGUGCUGCGACAUUGGCUCAAAGAGAACGUGUCGAAAAAGGUAGAACUAGUAAUGGUGGUCCAAUGUAUAGAAAAUAUCCAACUUGGGCUGAAGGUGUAAUCUCUGCUGCUACCUCUCAACUUUUUUCCGCUUCUAAAUCUUAUAUUAAUAGUCAAUCACAACAUAAACUUACAAAUUCUACAAACUUAUUAGUUACCGCUGCAAAGGUUGCUUCAAAAGAAGAAAUUGAUUUCGAUGAAUUAUCUGCAACAGGUUUAAAGUUAAAUAAAUGGAACAAUAAAUGGCAAUUCUUAGAUUAUAAAAAGAAUUAG
Molecule: messenger RNA, 876 nt
Organism: Dictyostelium purpureum
Lineage: Eukaryota; Evosea; Eumycetozoa; Dictyosteliales; Dictyosteliaceae
Exons: 2
Coding region: 1-876 (291 amino acids)
Biological process (GO): endocytosis; actin filament organization; clathrin coat assembly
Cellular component (GO): actin cortical patch; clathrin-coated vesicle
Molecular function (GO): clathrin-cargo adaptor activity; actin filament binding; phosphatidylinositol-3,5-bisphosphate binding
Source: RefSeq, a predicted model, not a curated record